AUCGAUGCAGAAACAAAACGCGAGUCUCGAAGAUCGAAAAGAGUAGGAGAGCAGAAACUCGGUGAAUCGUAUCGCGUUCAUCCUUCGAAGCCCGUCUAGAAUUACAUCGAGAUAAGUUUCGCACGAUGGAGGAGGCUCUGUCGAAAAGCGUGACGGGCGGACCGACUCUCGAACAGCAGAGGCUGUUUAACCGAUGAACAAACCCGGAAGACGAUCGAAGAUCGCCGUUGGAUCCCAAAGUAGGCGCGCAACGCGUCUAUCGAGGAAUCGUGAAAGCGAAAGUCUCGGAGAGAAUGCACGAUGCGGUGUAACGGUGACGCGAGUGUCAGUGAGUGAACCCAGUCGAAGAGAAAAAGAGCCGGAGAGAGGAAGUUUUGGUGCGAAGCAACGGAUUAAGAAAGAAGAAGAGAGAAAGGGAAAGAGAAAUCAGUCGAAGUGUCUCGAAAGAAUUCGUAGCAGCCACCGGGCCUAGCCAGGACACACUAUGACCGAAAGAUUUGUCUUGUUCAAGCGCCAUUACGAUAAAUACGUCGCUCUGGCAACUAAAUACGAGGAGGCUAAAGGUGUCGCUUAUUACUUGGAAGAACGUUACCAUGAAGUGAAGGCAGAAAGAGACAAAUUGGAAGAAACCAGACGAUCGUUGGAGAAGCGACUGGAGGGUUGCGAGGCGGAACUCCGAGGUAAAGAGGACGAACUAUUUCUACAACUGGAACGUAGUCUUCGUCUGGAAGAAGAAGUAGAGAGAGCUAAGACAGAACGGGACAAUUGCAUAGCUGCCAGAGAUCGGUUGGAGAAACAACGCGAGGUUACGUUGCGACGUUUACAAAUGCAACUAGCACAAAAUGAGAUCACGAGACAAACUCUUGAACGGGCUCGGCAGGAUGUUGUCAGACAGGCCACUGUUAUUCGUGCCGAACGAGAUGCUCUUGAAAGAGAGAAUGAAGUUUUAAAAGAAAAAUUGCGCAUAGAACAAGGAGAAUUGGGAGAGGAAAUACGUAGACGAGACGAAGGUGUUGCAGCGUUGACUCGAGAAACUAUGACAUUGAGACACGCAGCGAGACAUCUUCGUGCAGCAACAAUACAUGCCACGUCUUGCCGCCGUCGUCGACGGUGCUCUGUCUGUUUGUAUGCGAGACGCACUUUUGCCGAGGUCGAUGAUUAUCGCGACGAUGGAAAUCUUUUCAAGUGCCUUCAAGCGCCGCUACAGGAUCUACGUACCUGGUUGCGACCCAGCACGUCUGCAACAACAACAUCGCGUGGACAGAGGACUAUUUCAGUGUUAGCCGAUCAAGAAAUAGGUUUCAUUGACGAUUCCAGUGUUGAUAGCAGUGCCGGUGGAAGUAAUGGCAGCAACAGCAGCACAAGUAGUAAUAGUGCAUCUGAUGACGAAGCAUAUCCGAGUACUCCUGUUGCUGAAAUAUCACUUUCAUCGGCUAAUUCAAGCGUUCCAGCUACGGUUAGAGCCUUUUCAUCCGAUUCAGGGUUUUCUUCGGAAAUCGGAGAUCGAAGAUCACGAUGUUAUGAAAAUGGCGGUAGUAGCACCAGCAGUAGUAGCGGAAAAAGCAGAAAAAUUAGUGAAUCGCUUAGUUGCAGUGAACCGGAUGAGCAAAGUACAACAGGACUUACUCGGUCAAGAUGGACCUCCUCGUUUCGUAAAUUACUUGGACGGAAACCGAAGACCAAGUCCACAUCCGACCGCUCCUCAUGAAGAGACUAAGACUGAGAAAAGCACAGUCAUUGUGUUUGAAACACAUAGUGCAAAAUCAUAAAAUUUAGUGCUCCCGCCCUUUUUCGAUUGCGUCGUUGAUUUGAUCGAUAUCGUUCGCUUGAUCGGUAAAACAUUCCAAAUGAAUCCAUUUAAGAAUUAAAAAAAACAAUUCGAUACUGCCCGAAUAUUGAUAAUAAUGUAAUCCUGAUUUUCUUCAUAUUAAUAAUAUCGAAUUAAAAGUGCGUUAACAAUCACAGAUAUCGAAUUGUAUCACUAUAGAAAUUUAUCCUCGCAAUUGACGAUCAUUUUAUUAAUAGUUUACUUUUUCAUAUCUAAUAUGAAAUAUUUUGGCUAAUGUCUCGAUUGUUAAUAUUCACGACGAUGUAGGAAUUGAAAUUAAAAUAAAUUAUUAACGAUUAAUCGAUUUAUUGUUAAUUAAAAAGGAGACUGUGUUAACGAUUAAAUUGGACAUAAGAAAUUUAUAAAUACUUUAUUUCUAAUUGGAUAGUGAAUGAUGUUAUUAUUUAUAAUGUAUUUUAUUGCCUUUAUAUUGUUAUUGUUAAAAUGAUUAUUAUUCUACUAGCCAAAGAAGUAUAAAUAUAAAUAUAUAGAAUAUCCUGCCAAUUUUUCCUGCCAAAUUAUAAUAACAUGUUAUAUAAGCAAAAAUAAGAAAAAAAUGUUAAUAUAUACAUGUUAUACAAACAUUUAAUAUAUUAACUUAUAAAAGUUGUAAUAUAUUAACUUAAAAAGUUUAAUAUAUUAACUUAUAAAAGUUGUACAAAAAUAAUAUAAAUAUAAUAAAUAAUACGAAUUUGUUCUUUCUUUUAAAUAAAGUGAAAAUAACUUAUCGAUAUUUAUUUAAUUACACGAAAUGUUUAUAUAAAUACUAAUUUUACUAAUUUCCAAUUUUUUAAUUCAAUCUUUAACUAACUUCAAACUUAUAAAUAUCGAAUAAAUAUUGAUAAUUAUUCUCGUAUCAUAUAAACGAAAGGACAAGUCCAUUUUUUUUUAAAUUUGGAAUUUCUAAAUAAAAUUUAUAUUUAUAUAACUUUUUAUUUCUUAUUUUUGUUCAUAAAACAUAUAUGGAGGAAAAAAUUUGGGACACUCUGUAUACACGAAUAUCAAUUGCCGUUUGAUUCGAUAUAUUAUAGAAAUACAAAUAAUGAAAAAUUUACUUUUUACUUUUAGUGUCUAAUGAAAUAUUGAAAAUAUUUAUAACAAAACAUCAUUCAUCAAAUUAAAAACAAAAUUUUUUUGUGUGCAAUAGUAUAUAUAUAUAUUAAAAUCAAAUAAACAAUGUCAACUGAUCUUCUUUUACAGGAUAUCAUAUAACUUAUACAUAAUAGAAAACUUUAAUUCAAGUAGAUUGAAAUUAAUAAUAUAUAAAUGUAUCUAGGAAUAUAUUAUCAAUACAUUAUAAAAUAUGCGAAAACAUCAUAUCCAAGGUAAAAAAGUUUUCUUGAAAAUUUUACUUAAUUUGAUUAUUAAUUCAUUUAUAAUUAUUAUAGGUUCCUUUUUAAAUUUUAUUCAUAAGAAUAUUACAAAUUUUGUGUAUAUUUUUUAUAUUGUAUUUAUAAAUUUUAAUUUUAAUAGAUUUUUGUAAAUUCAUAAAACAAUUAUGAAAGCAAUUAUGAUUCAAUAUUGAGUUAAUGUAAAAAUUAAAAUUUAAAACAAAUCAAACAAUAAAUAUCUAUUUGAUAAUUAAAUUGAAUGAAUUCUCCACAAAGAUGAUAAAAAUAUUUAAAAUUAAUUUAUCUAAAAUUAUAUUACAUAUAUUAAUUUAUUACAAUUUUUUAUUAUUUUUUAUUUCUAAUUUCCUAAAAUUUUUGCAUUAACUAUUAAUAUUAUUGAAUUUUAAUUAAUUCGAAUAUAUUAUGUCUCAAGUGCAAAUAUAAUUAAAAAUACAAAAAGUAAGAUCUGAAAACAUUUUAUAAAAUUGAAUCCACUACUUUUAAAUAAGAAUAACAACAAUAAAGAUUAAUUGUUAUUAUCUUUUAGCGUAUUUUAAUUUUUAAUUGAUUUUUUUAAAAUAUUACCUCUGCUCUUUUUUCAGAAAUUCAUACACAUUUACAUAAUUUGUCAAAUUUUUAUCUACUUUGUAUAUAAAUAUUCACAAAGUAUUACAAAGUGCAUGAGAAUUAUUUUAAAUAUUUAAAAUUUUUUUUUUUUGGAUUACUAAAUCAUAAUAAUUGGUUUUCUAAUUAUAAUAUGUCCCUUAAAUUAUUUUUUAAUACAACAUAUUAUGAAUAUAUUAUGAAUUUAUGAAUAAUAUAUAUAUUGUGAAUUUUUUACUAUCUGAUUUUUUCUUAUUUUUUUUUAAAUUUUUAUGAAAAUAUAAAUUCAAAAAAUAAAAUAUUGAAAAUCAAAAAUUUAAAAAAGUCUCUUAAAUAUAGAUUUAAUUGGUUAAUUUUGAAGAUUAUAAUUUGAUUGGUUAAAAUAUUUGAUGGAAUAAUUUUAAUUGAUUGAUUUUUAAAUAUUAUAAUUAAGAAUAUAUAUAUAUAUAUAAUAAUCAAAAAAUUCAUAUAUACUUCCAAAUGCAUUUUUUUUCAACUUUUUCUGUAAAAUUUAUUAUAAAUUAAACUUCUUUCAAGAAAAGGAAUUAAAAUAUAUAAUUUUAUAAAGAAAUAAUUUUAUAAAACUAUUCAAACAAGUGAAAAGAAUUUAAUUGUAACAUUUUAUUUUUAUAUCAAUAAUUUAUAAAAUAUUUAAAAAAAAUAUUUUUAAAAAAUAGAAUUUUGAUGCAACAUUUAAUUUAACAUUUUAAUUUAAUCAAAAUUUUAAAUAAAUAUUUUCAUUUACAUUUCUCUUAAGUAAUGUUUUUAUAUAAUAUAAUUUUCCUAAUUAUCUGUAGCUAAUGAAUGUUAUUUGUAACUAAUAAAUAUAUAAAAAUAUAUUUUUAUACUUUUUAUUUUUUAUAUUAAUUUUCAAUUAAAAUUUAUUUGAUUGCAAUUAAUUUUUAUAAUUAAUUAAUUUCAUUAGGUUUUUUCCAAUUUUCUAUAAUUUAAUUUUUAUAUCAUGUUAAUCAAAAAUAAAAAAUGUUUUGCUUAUGAUUCAGAAGAAAAUCUUAAGUAUUUAUGAUUAGAUUGCAAUAUUUUUUAUAUUUUUGCAAUUGUUACGUAAAAUGACUCACUCAUGUUUCUCAAAUAUAUUAUAAAAUAUAAUUUUUAUAAAAAAAGAAUUUUGUGAUUAUCAACUUGUCUUUUUCCAUUUUUCUAUUAUUUAUUAUUAUUUACUAUUCUAUUUUCUUUUCUUAAUAAAAUAUAUAUUGCAUCAAAUUUAUAUUCUGAAAACAUAUUCUGUAUAUUAUUAAUAAUAGAAAAUAAAAAUAAAAUGUUACAGGUUAAAUAUAUUUAAUUCGUAUGUGUAUAUAAAUAUAUUAUAAUAACCUAAUUUCUUUUAAUUCAUUUCAAUUAUCGUUAUCGAAAAUCAAAAUUUUAAUUAUUUACUUCUUACGAUUACAUUAUCUAGGAGAUUUUAGAAAAAUAUCAGUUAACAUAGUUUUUAUCUUUUAAAUCAAAUACGUAUACCAUAUGACGUUUUUCGUAGAUUCUCCCACUUCAACUCUCGUAUGUACACGAAGUAUGAAUUUAACGAAUGUAAAAGCCGACAUGAACCGAAGUUGUUAGUUAGAUUUCACCAGUCUGACAGUAGAUAACUUGCAUAUAUAGUGCCGUAAUUGCAACAGAUAAAAAAAUUUAAAUAUAAUAAUGGAAAAAGGGAUACCAUCACCACCACCACCACCACCUGGUUUUAUUCCACCCAUGCCACCACCACCAUAUGGUGAAUUUCCUCCACAAUCACAACCACAACCACGUACGUAAAAUAAUAUAUAUAUAAAUGUUAAAAUAUGAGAACAAUGUAAUAAUUUUAAAUAUUGAAUAAUAAUAGGUUAUCGGGAAACCAAAAAUACAAAAAUGUAUAAAAUAAUUUAAUGAUAAAGAUUUGAAAGUGUUUAACCACACCUACUUAUAUAAUCAUGCGCAUCGCUUAUAAUUGCUGCUGCACACAAAAUCCCUAAAAUGAAUCCAUGAUAAUCAAAACCAAGCAAGAUAUAUAUAUAUAUGUAUUGAUGCUUUUAUUUCCACGUGGCAUUCUAGUGAUGACGAAUUAAGAUUAUUUUGUAACUUAAAAAACAACUGAAAGUUUUAAAAUAAUACUUUUCAAAUGAAUUCCAAUAAUUUACAAUGCCAAAGCAGAAUUUUCCAAAUUAUGUGUAGAUAUAUCGUCAUCGUUGGAAGGAGAAUUUAAAAUUAGAAUAAAAAAUUAGAAUAAAAUCUAAUGAAAAUGUUAAGUCAAUAAAAAUUUUUUAAUUCUUUAAUUUUCAAUAAUAUAAUAUUUUUAUUAUAUUAUAUAAAUGUUAAAAAAAUGUUAUAUAAAUGUUAAAAGAUUUGCUAAAUAUUUAAUAUUAUUUUUAAUAAAAUAUUUUUAAGUAUAUAUAUAUGUAUAUAUUAUAAACAUUGAUUAUAAUAUUAAAUAUAUAUUAUAAAUUUUAAAGUUAAAUGUAUUCAGUAAAUUUUGCUAAAAUCCUUAUUUUCAAUAAAUAAAUUUAAGUAAUGAUAUUAACAAUAAUAUGGUUAGAUAUUUAUGACUUUUAUUAAUUAUUUUAUUAAUUAUAAAAUUUUUCUAAUUAUUAAUAUUUUAAUUUACAAAAAUUUAUAUUUUUAUAAGAUAAGUUUUGUCAUUAUUAAUAAUUACUAUGUUAAAUAUUUUUAUAUGAAUUAAAAACCUAACAUUAAAAUAUAAUUUUGCAGAUAUCAUUGUCGUAGGAAAUACACAGUUUGGUUCAGAAUCACAACAUUUAACAUGUCCAUAUUGUCAUGCGCAGAUUAGUACAAGAGUUGAAACUGAAUCAAACAUGAAAACUCAUUUAUUUGCAUUACUUCUUUGCGCUCUUGGGUAAUUAUAUAAAACAUAAUUAAAUUCUAUUUAAAUUUAUUAACUAUUUUAUAAAAAAAAAAUUGAAUCAUAUUUAUAAUUGUUUUUAGAUUUUGGUGUUGCGUUCCUUGUCCUUAUUGUAUUGACAAUUGUUUAUCUAAAAAACAUUACUGUCCAGCUUGUAAUGCAUAUUUAGGAGAAGCAAACAACUGAAAAUAAAUUCAAAAUAUAAGUAUGAAAGUAGUAUAUAAUAUAAGUACAAAGUAUAUUAUAUACUGCUGAAAAUAAAGUAUUAUUAAUAAUUUUUCUUUAUAUAAUAUAUAUAUAUAUAUGUAUGUAUAUAUAUAUGUAUAAACAUGAAUUAUAAUAUAUAUACUAUUAUGAUUUUUUAUUAUGUAUAUAAAAAUAUUAUGCAUUUAUUUUACAUAAUUAAUAAUAAUAAUAAAAAAUAAAUUAAAAAAUAUGAAAAAUUCUGAAUCCUAUAAUAUAAAAUUGUGAUUAAUAAAUAUUACUAUAAUUCUUUAUAUGUAUAAAUAUCAUAUAUAAUUAAAUUAAAUUAAUUUAAUUUUAACAAUUUAAAAUUUGAAAUUGAUUAAUUUGUUACUUUCUUAUGUAUCUAAUUAAUAAUUUCAUAUCAAUUAUAAAUUAUAAGUUCAAAUAUUAUAUAUCAAAUGUGACUACUAAAUAAGAAUAAAUAUAUUCUUAAAAAUAAAAUUUUAAUAAAAUAUAUGAUUGUUAAAAUCAUUAUACUAUAUGAUUAUAUUUAACAAUAUAUCUAUAUAUUAAUAUAAUGAAAGUUUUUUUAUUAUUAAAUUAAACACAUUAUAUAAGAACUUGUUUUAUUACUAUUUAAGUAAAGUUAUAUACAGCAAAUUCUGAAUAUCAUCCGAUUGGCAGUAUGCAUGGUCAGAUUGAAUUAUGUAAAAGAACAUAUAUUAAAAUGAAUAUUUGCACUGAG
This is a messenger RNA of Apis cerana (Asiatic honeybee), 7541 nucleotides long. Its product is annotated as myosin-7B. The record is from RefSeq and is a predicted model, not a curated record. NCBI's taxonomy places the organism in Eukaryota, Metazoa, Arthropoda, Insecta, Hymenoptera, Apidae.